Molecule: messenger RNA, 2286 nt
Organism: Enhydra lutris kenyoni (northern sea otter)
Lineage: Eukaryota; Metazoa; Chordata; Mammalia; Carnivora; Mustelidae
Gene: MRPS27
Product: mitochondrial ribosomal protein S27
Exons: 13
Coding region: 160-1281 (373 amino acids)
Cellular component (GO): mitochondrion
Molecular function (GO): protein binding
Source: RefSeq, a predicted model, not a curated record
CCCAUAGUGAGGCGCUGGUUUCUUGUGGCGCGGAAAGUGCCUCUGCCUCCGCUCUUCUUGGCAGGGGAAAGAGGCUUGCUUUCUGCAGCUUAUGUGGACAGUCACAAGUGGGAAGCAAGAGAAAAAGAACAUUGUCACCUCGCUGAUCUAGCAUCUUUAAUGGAUAAAACAUAUGAGAGAAAGUUGCCUGUUAGUUCUCUAACAAUAUCACGGUUUGUGGACAACAUUUCCUCUAGAGAAGAGGUAGACCAUGCAGAGUAUUACCUUUAUAAGGGUGGGCAAUGCGAAAGUAGCAACAUACAAAACAAUUCUGUAUUUCGACACAGCCCCAACUGCUGGUACCUGAGAGAUUGGACUAUCCACACCUGGAUUAGACAGUGUCUAAAAUACGGUGCACAAGACAAAGCCUUAUAUACCCUUGUAAAUAAGGUCCAGUAUGGAAUUUUUCCAGAUAACUUUACAUUCAAUUUACUGAUGGAUUAUUUCAUAAAGAAAGAAAAUUACAAAGAUGCUUUAACCGUAGUUUUUGAGAUCAUGAUGCAAGAAGCCUUUGAAGUACCUUCCACCCAGCUUCUGUCCCUCCAUGUUUUAUACCAUUGCCUGGCCAAGAAGACAGAUUGCAGUUGGGAAGAGGAGAGGAACUUUGGUGCAUCCCUAUUACUCCCAGGCUUAAAGCAAAAGAACUCGGUGGGGUUGAGUUCCCAGUUGUAUGGCUAUGCACUUCUUGGGAAGGUGGAGCUUCAGCGAGGGCUGCGGGCUGUGUACCAUAACAUGCCUUUGCUGUGGAAACCUGGCUACCUUGACCGAGCCCUUCAAGUGAUGGAGAUGGUGGCCUCGUCCCCGGAUGAUGGGAAGCUGUGUGCAGAAGCGCUGGCUAUGCUGGACAGAACACUGAAAGCUCUGACUGCUCCAGCCCCCGCGGCUUCGGAGGAACAGCCCCAAGAAGGGGAAGACAGCCGGGGCUCAGAAGACCUGGUGGAGCAGCUGGACGUGGAGGAGACCGAACAGUCCAAGCUUCCCUGGUAUCUGGAACGAUUUAAGGACUUGCACUCUAAGCUUGAGGCCCUGGGCCGAAUUGAGUCAGAAAGCCUUUUGGCUCUGACCACCCAGCUCAUCAAGGAACAGCUCCCCACCUGUGAAGCCGAGGACAUCGCAGCCUACGAGCAGAAGCUGCAGCAGUGGCAUCUGGAGCGGGUACACUUGAUUCAGAGGGAAGAGGAACAGAGGGAGAGGGCAAAGCAGGAGUAUGAGGCCCGGAGAGCAGCAAAGGCAUCUGCCUAACAGGCCCCCAGCGCUCCAGGCCCCAGCACAAGAACUUCACUAGCCCCGUCCCAGGACUCACGGGCAGCCUCAGCCUGAGGGCAGCCUCAGCCUCCUCCAUCCGCCCCUCCUUUGCCUAAAGCAGGCCGUUUGCGGUAUCAGAGCCACAGUUGUCAAUGUAUGAAGGCACUGACUUCCCAUCACAUGCCGUGGAGGGCUGCAGAGCUGUGAGUGGCAAGCAGUCAGACUGAAGCCCCAGCUACAUACCUUAAACAAGGUGCACCUGAGGCCUAUGGGGGGGGGCAGUUCUGGGGUCCAGGAUCAGUUUUGAACAGUGAAAACUCUUGAUCCAUAGCGGUGGUAGAGGGAGAGACUGGUUGAACAGCAUGGCAUUGAGCACAGGCUUUUGAAUGGUGUCUCGCCAGUGGCAGAGUACACGUCCUAAGCCUCAUCCCCCUCCAUGGCCUCCCAGCCUGAGCUGGGUGUGGGAUGCCCACGUAUCUCACCUUCUCCUUCCCCUGUGUCUCUUCUCUGCAGACCUGAACUUGGGGGAAAUUGAGGACAGGAGUGAACACCAUCAUGAGCCCACUGGCUUUCAAAUUUCAGGCACCCACGGUGAUAUUUUUAGAGUGGAAGGACUUCUGAGGGGAACGCUAGCUCUAGCUCCAAAGCCUCCUUGGCUUGGCUUCUCCAACAUGUUGGGGUAACUUCUUUCCAAAGCAUUCUGAGCUCCUUCCUCAAGGAGGUAAAGUGAGCUCUUUGUGUCCACAUGUGCACACACGUACAACUUGUCAAUACACAUUUCAAUUGCAGAAGUAGGAGAAAACGAGAGGCAGGAUGGGGCUUGUAGUACUUAGGAGACAUGCAUAAUUGUGCAACUGUCAGGAGGUGGAAAUUCCUUCCUGAAGUUUCUCUGUGAAAGUGUUCAGGGGCAGCUCCUGUUUGCUGUGUAAUUUUGCCUUUAAGCACUGUUGUUCAAGGUUGUGCUGUUAUCAAGAACUUGUGGAAAUAAAUGUCCUGGGAUUC